AUGAAUAUCGACAUCCCAAAGCUGGUCAAGGCCGCUGUGCCGGACUCCGAAGGACGAAAUGCGCGCGUCGUCUCGGACAAUUGGAAUCGCCCCGUCCAUAGAGAUCCUAACUUCCUGUCCAAGGACUUCCCCAGAGGUCGACCAAAGCUGUACAUCAGUGCGGAAAGUGAAGAGUUUGACCAACUCACACUAGACGAGUGGCGCGAUGAGGACUUCGACGUAGAGUACCUCCCAAUGGGGGGUAACGCGAGAGAGUACCGGGACAAACUCCGAUCGUUGAGCAAAACCAAUAUGGGCCCUUGUGAGACAUUUGGAAUCGUGGCAUACGGAGAUGCCGCAGCUGCCUGUCUUGAACACUAUCAUGUCAUGGAUAACAAUCCAGAGUUCAAGCUGGGUCUUCUCAUUGCAUACUACCCAACGGCGAUCCCCGAUCCCAAGGGCCACUUUCCUAGCAGCAUUUCCGCUCUUGUUCAUCUCGCCGCGGGGGAGGAGAUUGGUGUCACAAAACAGAGCCAGAUGGUGGGGAUUCAAGGGAAGCGACGCACGACCCGAAAAAGGGUGGAAAACGGCAUGGGAAUCGGAGGAAUGCUGCAGCUAGCGUAUCCGAGUUACACCUACGAUGCGGAGCCUGGUUUUGCAGAGCACGAUUUGGACGAGUACCAUCCAAUUUCGGCUGAAUUGGCAUGGAGCCGAAGCCUUGGUGCGGCGAAGAAGGCGUUCAAUAAUCAUGCCGACUUGGAGCUCGUGUUGGAGCAAAAUGUGCAGGGCAAGUUCUUCACUCGCAACCUAAACCAAACCCUUUCAUCGUAUACAACACACAAGACCCCUCACGUCACUCACAUUCCGACAUUGACCGGCGGAGUCGGAGCGCAAGAGCUGGAAGCCUUUUACAAGCAAUUCUUCAACAACCCCCCGUCAAUGAAACUUACGCUUAUUUCCCGCACUAUCGGGACUGAUCGUGUCGUUGAUGAGGUUCACGUCCGUUUCAAACACACGGAAGAGAUGCCAUGGAUUCUGCCAGGCGUCCCAGCAACAAGUAAACGGGUCGAGGUGCUUGUUGUUAGCAUCGUUGGGCUGAGAGGAGGCAAACUCUACCACGAGCAUGUGUAUUGGGAUCAAGCGAGCGUGUUGGUGCAAGUUGGCUUGUUAGACCCGAAUCUUGUGCCAGAAGCAGGGCGCAAUAUUGGCGUUGAGAGACUCCCCGUUGUCGGUAGAGAAGCAGCAAGAAGAGUUCUGAGAGGGUGGGAUGAUAAUGAAGGGGAGGCCGAUAAUGAGCUUGUGCCGGGCUGGCAUGAAGAAGCGGCCGGAGAUGAAAAGACAGCCAAAGGCAAGCAAACCAGUGGAGGGACGGCCAAGGACCAGAAAGGGGGUCAGAAGGAGGGACAUUCAGCCGCGAAGACGUUAACGGAAAGGCCGAAGCCUACAAGUACAACAUAG
Colletotrichum costaricense is the source of this 1437-nucleotide messenger RNA. RefSeq names its product dienelactone hydrolase. Bases 1 to 1437 code for a protein of 478 amino acids. The record is from RefSeq and is a predicted model, not a curated record. Lineage: Eukaryota; Fungi; Ascomycota; Sordariomycetes; Glomerellales; Glomerellaceae. Gene Ontology annotation, biological process: polyketide metabolic process. The transcript has 3 exons.